Molecule: messenger RNA, 944 nt
Organism: Micropterus salmoides (largemouth bass)
Lineage: Eukaryota; Metazoa; Chordata; Actinopteri; Centrarchiformes; Centrarchidae
Gene: ela3l
Product: elastase 3 like
Exons: 8
Coding region: 101-910 (269 amino acids)
Biological process (GO): proteolysis
Molecular function (GO): serine-type endopeptidase activity
Source: RefSeq, a predicted model, not a curated record
CCAAACCAAUGUUACCGCAUUCAGAGCGGGUGUUGUCUGUACUGAAAAGUUUAAAAGAGAGAGUGUGCCCUGCUGUCCCUCAGCAGAAGCAUCAAUCAACAUGAUCCCCAUUGUGCUGGCCUCAGUGCUCAUUGCUAGCGCCCUUGGGUGCGGCACCCCAGCCAUUGAGCCCCUGACUUCCCGUGUGGUCAAUGGAGUAGAUGCCAAGCCCCACAGCUGGCCCUGGCAGAUCUCUCUGCAGUAUGACAAGGACGGUGUGUGGAGGCACACUUGUGGGGGAUCUCUGAUUGCUGCCAACUGGGUCAUGACUGCUGCUCACUGCAUCAACACCAAGCUCUCCUACAGGGUGUUUGUGGGCAAAUACAACCUGGUCAAGGAAGAGGCUGGCUCCAAGGCCAUCCUGCCUGAGAAGAUUAUUGUCCAUGAGAAAUGGAACCCCAUCUUUGUGGCCUUCGGUAACGAUAUUGCCCUCAUCAAGCUGUCGGAGUCAGUUACUUUGAGUGACCAGGUGCAGUUGGCAUGUGUCCCUCCUGCUGGCACUGUGCUGUCCAACCUCUACCCCUGCUACAUCACCGGAUGGGGCAGGCUGUACACCGGAGGCCCCAUAGCUGAUACGCUGCAGCAGGCUUUGAUGCCUGUGGCUGACCAUGCCACCUGCUCCCAGCCUGACUGGUGGGGUAUUGCUGUCAGGGCCACCAUGGUCUGUGCUGGUGGGGAUGGAGUCGUGGCUGGAUGCAACGGAGACUCUGGCGGCCCUCUGAACUGUAAGAACAGUGAGGGCGUCUGGCAGGUCCAUGGUAUUGCCAGCUUUGUCUCUGGCCUUGGCUGCAACUUCGUGAAGAAACCCACUGUCUUCACCAGAGUCUCCGCUUUCAAUGACUGGAUCGACCAGGUUAUGAUGAACAACUAAAGAAGAAGUGUCAAUAAAAAUCAAAAAAGCUGCA